Molecule: messenger RNA, 3897 nt
Organism: Portunus trituberculatus (swimming crab)
Lineage: Eukaryota; Metazoa; Arthropoda; Malacostraca; Decapoda; Portunidae
Exons: 2
Coding region: 648-1106 (152 amino acids)
Source: RefSeq, a predicted model, not a curated record
CAGCUACUGGGGUUCCUGCUUCGCCCGUCCAAAACCUUCUCUUUCAGUACAAAUUUCCCUCAUUUCCCGACCUCUGUUCUCCCCCGCGGCUUGGGGAGUGAGAGUUCAAACCCUUGGGGAGGUGUGCGUACCGUAAGACCCCAGUGGGAAGAGUGGGAAAUGAGAUAGGAGGGGAAAAGUAGAGCGGUGUAGUUCCGUUGUUACUGUCACUGAUGGCCAGGAGGUAGCUGGAGGCUCCACUAUCCCCUCUUACUCCUCCUCCUCCUCCUCCUGCCUCCCUCCGGCGACCUGGCCCCUCCCUCCCUGUUCCCUCCGCAUAGUCAGCUGCAGGAGUACACAGCCUACCUCUCUCAGCCUGCCUCUCCCUCUCACUAGCACUAGAAACACCUAAAAAAGUGAUUAUAUUCGUCCCUUUUCGAGUGUCCGUCCGUUCAGCGCGCCGGGACAAGGAAAAGAAGCGCUCUCCUGUGUGUUCCUUCCAUUUCUCGACCUUCUCACCGUGUUUCCUCCAUCCCUCCAUCCUCCAGCCGCGGGGAGGCGAUGCGUGUGGAGUGGUAGGGUGGAGCUGUGGCCGUGUGUGGUGUGGUGGAGGCGGUGGAGCAGGGAAGUGGAUGGAGGGUGGAGCCGUGUGUUAAUAAAGGGAUCAUAUGGUUAGCAUUAAGAUGAGCGAGAGCAAAGAAGAGGCGGUCUGUAACAACACACACAACCACCGCCAGCAACUCUUACACCACCAACAGGAGCUAGAGCGGGACCUGGAGGCUGGCUCGUGUGCUGACGGAGACGAUGACGAAGAUCUCAGACUGGACGACGGCACAGGGGGGGAGGAAGACGAGGUGUUUGAGGGAGAAGGAGGCGAGGAAGGAGAGAGCUCAAAAAAGUCACAAGCUAUACCACCUCUCUACAGGAACAUCGAGGAAGGCUGUACGGCGCUAGGAUGUUACUCGGCCAUCCUUACAACCAUUGUGAUGAUUAUUGGCAUAGUGGCACUUCUAAUGUACUCCUCUCCGGGAAAUGUCAAGGCGGCCAAGCUAGUCUUUCCCAACUCCACUGCACUAAAUGAGACCACAGUGGAGGAGGAGAUGGAGGAGGAGCUGGUGAUUGAGUGAGUGUGUGUGUGUGUGUGUGUGUGUGUGUGUGUGUGUGUGUGUGUGGUUUGGGCUAGCUUUUAAUAUGGUUGUUUAAAAUAUUCUAAUUCAUCUCUCUCUCUCUCUCUCUCUCUCUCUCUCUCUCUCUCUCUCUCUCUCAAAAUACCCUCAAAUAACUUUUUUUAACCAACUUUUUUCUCUCUUACUUUCUCAAAAAUGCCUCACAUAACUUUUUAAGCCUCUCUCUCUCUCUCUCUCUCUCUCUCUCUCUCUCUCUCUCUCUCUCUCACCAAUCAAAACGUUCUCCUCCAUCUCUGUUCCUCUGUGCACCAAUGAGAUAUCUCCCCCACGUGUGUUGACCAAUAGGAGCCAAGCUAGGGAUCAGAGAACCAAUGGGAACGCUCCUUCAUGUUUUUGUCUCCCUCAUCACGCUUCAGCCAAUCAAAUUACACCACAGCCUGCCGUCAACUAAUCAAAAGUGCUCGUUUGUUGUACGUUUCUGGUGUGCUGCGCGUACGAUGGUUCCUUUUGUUGUUGUUGAGGUGAUGAUGUACGAUGAUCUCUUUUUUUUGUAUACGAUGUUUAUAUAUUUUUUUUAUGUGUGUUGAGGUACGAUGGUCUCUUUUUUUUAUAUUUUGUUGUUAUUGAGGUACGAUGAUCUCAUGUUUUGUUGUAUAUUAUGAUGUGAUGAUCUUUUCGUUGCUGUGUGUUGAGGUACGAUAGUUUAUUUAUUUAUUAUUUUUUGUAUACGAAGGUUAUGAUACUAUUUUUGUUGUUGAGGUACGAUGCUCUCUUGUUUUUUGUUGUGUACGAUAAUUAUGUGAUGCUCUUUUUGUUGUUGUUGUGUUGAGGUACGAUAAUCUAUACGUAUUUUUUCCUUACGAUGGUUAUAAUACUGUGUUGUGUCAAGGUACGAUGAUCUCCUGUUUUUUGUUGCUGUGUUGAGGUACGAUAUUCAGUUUUUUUUUUUUUUAUACAAUAAUUAUGUUAACACGACGAUCACGGUACGGUACGACACUUUUGUUUUGUACGAUAGCUAAGGUACGGCAUUCCUACUUUUGUUGUUGUGUACGAUAAUUGUUAUGGUUACGUGCGGUAGUCACGGUACAAUACUCAAAUGUUACUGUUACGUGUACGAUAAUUACGGUGCGAUAGGGUACUCCUGUUACGAAUGACACUUCUAUAUUACGAACGACACUUCUAUUUUACGAACGACACUCUUAUUUUACGAACAGACUCCUAUUUCACGAACGACACUCCUAUUUCACGAACGACACUCCUAUUUUACGAACGACACUCCUAUUUUACGAACGACACUCCUAUUUUACGAACAAUACUCCUAUUUUACGAACGACACUCCUAUUUUACGAACGACUUUACGAACGACUUAUUUUACGAACAAUACUCCUAUUUUACGAACGACACUCCUAUUUUACGAACAACACUCCUAUUUUACGAACGACACUCCUAUUUUACGAACGAACGACACUCAUUUUACGAACAAUACUCCUAUUUUACGAACGACACUCCUAUUUUAAGUGUACGAUAUUCACGAUACGAUACUGUGAUUCCAAAAUGCACUCGCUAAAUGUAUAAUUCUUCCUUUUUAAUUGUUGAUGCUAUAAAAGUUAAGAAAAAGAAAAAAAUAGGAAGAAAAAAUGAGGAUGUUUUGGUGUAAAUAUUGUUAUGUUAAUUGUACGAGAUUCAGAGUACGAUAGUUUUGUUAUUUUGUACGACACUUUACUUCAUCACUUGUACCAUUGCAAUAUAUAUAUACACUCUUUUUAAUUUGCAUCAAAGCAGUUCUUCUUUCAUUUAUUUACUUGCACCAAAGAGAAAAAAAAGAUGACAAGAUUUCUGACGAUUAAUUAAAAGAAAGAAAGAAUGAAAGAAAACGGAGAAUCAAAGGGCUGACUAGUGGAAAGUAAUGACAGCACACAUUUUAAACAUUUAUUUCAUUAAUGGUCAGGAAAAUUAUGACAAAAAAUGCAGAAUGAAAUAAAACAAACAAACAAGAUGACUACGAGGAUUAAAAAAAAAAAAAAAAAUACAGGAUCAAAUAAAAACAAAGACUACGAAAAAUUAUGAAAGGAAAAAAAAACCUAAUAAUAAUAAUAAUAAAAAAACAGGUUAAAAUUUCAAAACAAACGCUUUCAAGUAACGACCACCCGUUUUCUACACGAAGAGAACGUUUAGGGAUCACUUCAUUAAAAUGUUUCUUUUUCUGACGGGCGAAACAAAAGGAAAAUAAUGGAUACAAUUUAACUUCAUUUCAAAAUAUAUCGUUUUUACCUUUUUUUAUCAUUAUUAUCGCACGUUUGUUGAGAAUAUGACGAUUGUUUUGCUGUGUGUGUGUGUGUGUGUGUGUGUGUGUGUGUGUGUGUGUGUGUGUGUGUGUGUGUGUGUGUGUGUGAUGGUUUGUCAUUUGCUUUCACUGUACAUACAAUUAUCUUAUUCAUAAAUCUAUAUAAAGAAAUACUAUAUAUGAAUGAAAUGAAUAAAUGAAUCAAACAAAAAAACAAACAAACACACAAAUAUGUAUAAUGGAUUCCGGAAUUGUGUUUUUCUCAUUCACAAACAACAAAAACAACAAAAAACGAAACAAAUUGAAUAAAAGUUGUAAUAUUUGACUUUUAUCACAUUUUUCGUUCAGGAAGGAAGAAAAACACAAACUCGGAAUCUUCAGACUAAUAAUAAUAAUAAUAAUAAUAAUAAGUCUUGCAAAUUUUUCUAUUCACCAUUCAUUAAUUAUCAUACAAGUCUCGCUUUAUUCACAAAAUAAUAAUAAUAAUAAAAAAAAAAUCACAUAAUA